CGGCCUUGAGUUUAGCAUACUUUCGAUCAUACUCUUCGCUCUUGAGUUUUUCCAUCUUUUUCUUUUCAAUUUGUUCAAGUUCCCACUCUUUAAACCCAAGAGGAGUCUUUUGAUACGGUGGAAGUCCAUCCAUAGGAAGAUUAUCCCACAAGUACUCAUCGUCAAUGUCGUUCAAACCGGGGUUGAGCUCAAGCAUACCGGAAAUGCUCGACUUUAACGGAUGUGGUCUUUGCCUGGGGUCAAGAAUGAACACGUCGUUAUCGAUGUCAAUCAGGAGCAUGGGGAGGUUUCCUGAUUCAUCCUUGGUUUCUCCACGGGCAAUCAGUUCGAGUAUUGUUACUAUAUUGCGUUCUUUGUCGUCAAAGUCUUUUUCGUCUUUGGGUUUAUCCCGGAGGGAUUUUAUGUACUUGUCGGGUAUUUUGAAAUCUACGAAGGUGGUGGGGGAUGGCGUUGAGACUGAGGUUGUUGGUGGGUCAAGACCGACUGAUUUGUACAAAUCGGAGAUUGCAAGGUUCGAUAUGGUUUCGGGAAGUUUUGGUAAUUGUUUAUAAUGGGUUGGUUGGACAGAUGUGGGUGGCGGAGCCGCAGUAUUGGGUGUGACACUAGCAGAUGUAGUGGCGGCAAUAGCAGUAGCAGUAGCAGCAGCAGCAGCAUCAGCAGCUAAAGACUCCACUUUUUUGGUCUUCUUGUGCUUGUCAACAGAUGAAGAUUUAAUCUUGCAACCUUCGUCCAACUUGGAAGUCUUUCUCUUGGUGAUAACAGUUGGCUUCUUGAUCUCUGGUGUGUCUCCAGGAACUUUGGAUAGGUACCUUGCGAAACCAACCAUGGAAGAUUUCACACACGGAGACAGCAUCAAAGGUGCAGUCCUGCGUAUAUUGAAAGAUAACAUGUGUGGUUAUUGUAUUGAUGGAGGAGAAUACCAAAAGAUGACUCUAGAUUGUAUUAUAUUACUAUAGUUGUAUCCGUUACUAAAAGGUACAUACAACAUUGUUAGGAAAAAGAAAAUCUUUGACCUCAACAACAUUUGCAUGUUACUCCGUGUGGUUUGCAGGUUACCAACAUCCACGUGACUUGCUGUGGCAGAUUUUGCACUUUGGGAACUUUUACAUGUUGUGGCUCGCGGCUUAAAAUUUUUGCUCUUUUAAUAAGUAAGCAUGUGGCCAACAGCAGUUAGAGCAGUACGAAAGGUUAGAAGCACAUUCUCGAUAGAUAACUCGUUUUAUUAUACUAAUAAAAACCUUAAAAUGUCACCUGAACGCGUCCCCGCCUCACAAUUACCACACCACUACGACGGUAAAGUAACCCUCGCCGUCAUUGGAGGCACUGGUCUUUAUGAUUUGCCCAACCUCCACCCCGUGGCCCGUCUUACCAUUUCCACACCAUGGGGGUUCCCAUCAGGUGCCAUCACCAUCGCCCACACCGAACUGGGCUUCCCUGUUGCGUUCUUGGCCCGUCACGGCCCACAUCACGACUUGCUCCCCUCUGACGUUCCAAGUCGCGCCAAUAUCGCCGCUUUGAAGUCCAUUGGUGUCAAGGCCAUCAUUGCCUUUUCUGCCGUGGGGUCGUUGCAACCAGAAAUCAAACCUAGGGACUUUGUCUUGCCUACCCAAGUCAUCGACCGUACCAAGGGUAUCAGACCAUCUACUUUUUUCGAAAAGGGAUUUGUCGCCCAUGCCAUGUUUGGCGAGCCUUUUGAUCUCCAGUUGAACAAGUUGAUUAGAGACGCCGUUGAUUCCAACGGAUUCUUGGACGGAUUUGGCAAUGACCAUACCCCUGUUUUCCACACCAAGGAGAAAACCAACAAUGGCGAAGAUUUAACUAUUAUCUGUAUGGAGGGCCCGGCAUUCUCCACUCGUGCCGAAUCAAGAUUGUACAGAUCAUGGGGAGGUUCAGUCAUCAACAUGUCGGUGUUACCAGAAGCCAAAUUGGCCAGGGAAGCUGAGAUUGCCUAUCAAAUGAUUUGUAUGUCUACCGACUAUGACUCCUGGAACGAAUCUGAAGAGCCAGUGACUGUGGAAACCGUGGUUGGUAACUUGAAGGCUAACUCCACCAACGCUUGCAAAUUGGCUGCACACUUGAUCGAUGCCAUUGCUACCCACCCAGUUGAGUUGGGUAAGGACUUGGAAGGAACCAUGAAAUUUGCCGUCAGCACCAAUCCUAACGGAGUUAAAAAGGAAUUAUUAGAAAAGAUGCAUUUCUUGUUCCCUGGAUACUGGCCGUUGCAGUAAAUUUUUGCAAUCUUUCUGAUAAGAAAAAGCCUGGAUGGAAACUUAGUUAGUUAGUUAGUUAGUUAGUGUAGCACUAUUUCUGCAGAUACGUAUAGACUUGCCUUAUAGAGUAUUAUAGCAACAGGUAGUAUGCAGGAACAUUGUCUAAGUGAUUGUUUUUAAUAGAGUUUGCAAUUACAAGUAACACCAUAAAAAAUCUAUUGUGGUGUGGUU
This is a messenger RNA of Spathaspora passalidarum NRRL Y-27907, 2441 nucleotides long. RefSeq names its product S-methyl-5-thioadenosine phosphorylase (gene MEU1). Gene Ontology annotation, biological process: nucleoside metabolic process. Gene Ontology annotation, cellular component: cytosol. Bases 1245 to 2228 code for a protein of 327 amino acids. Gene Ontology annotation, molecular function: S-methyl-5-thioadenosine phosphorylase activity. NCBI's taxonomy places the organism in Eukaryota, Fungi, Ascomycota, Pichiomycetes, Serinales, Debaryomycetaceae. The record is from RefSeq and is a predicted model, not a curated record. The transcript has a single exon.